GACAUCAAUCCCAUUGGGUCGUCCUUAUACGUCACAGAUGUAAGAACAUGGAGGCGAUAUUUCAUGAAAAGCAAGAAGGAUCAUUAUGUGCGCAGCACUGUUUGAAUGCCUUGCUGCAGGGACCAUAUUUCACUGCCGUUGAUUUAGCAACUAUUGCACAGCGAAUGGAUUAUGAAGAGCGUUUAAGAAUGUCUGAAUCUGGUGUCGACAGCGAAGAGUACAGAAGAUUUUUGGAGCAACCUUCUGGAAAUUAUGAUGACAGUGGGUAUUUCUCAGUUCAAGUAAUAAGCAGUGCUCUUGAAGUUUGGGGUCUGGAACUUGUACCAUACAACAGCACAGAUGAACGAGCUUUGGAAGCCCAGAGAUGUCCUGGUGAAAUGAAUGCAUUCAUUUGCAACUAUCGUGACCACUGGUUUACAAUUCGCCGAUUGGGCCAGCAGUGGUUCAAUUUGAACUCCUUACUUAGUGGACCUGAACUGAUUAGUGACACAUAUUUAGCCAUGUUCCUAGCACAGCUGCAGCAAGAAGGUUAUUCUAUUUUUGUUGUGUUUGGGGAUCUUCCCGAGUCAGAAGCUGACAAUUUGUUGCACCUUGCCCCUGCUGUACAGCACGAGAAGCCUCGCCUGCUUGCCACAAUUGUGCGCAAAGUUGUUCCUGUAAGUGCUCAAGAUUCUGAAGAGGACCAGGACCUACAGAGAGCUGUGAGGCUGAGUCUGACUGACAGUAAUCCACCAAGAGUGACACACAUACCAAUAGAAAUUGAACGCAGUCUGAGUACUGACGAUACAGAGUUACAAGCAGCUCUCAGACUUAGUUUGCAAGAUGAGAGUUCAUCACGCGUCACCCCAGCUAAUAAGGAAGAAGGUGAUGCACAGUUCCAUAGAGCCUUGCAGUUAAGUCUUACCACAGACACAGCUGAUGGAGCACCACCAAUACCUCGCACUAUCAGCCAGGAUGAAGAACUGCAGCUUCAGAAAGCUCUUAGCCUUAGUCUUCAGACCAAGAUAAAUGACACUGAAGGUGAUGAUGAGCACGAGUUGCAGAGAGCUCUUCAAAUGAGUCUGGAAUGCUGUGACAGCAACGAAUGUCAGCCAGCAGAUGACAUGGUGGAUCCAGAAGAAUUGAGGAGGAGAAGACUUGCAUACCUAGAGUCUGUUGAAAAUCAGUCUUCAAACUACACAAAUCAUGCCCCAAACCAGAACCAAUUGAAUACUUAAUAUUAUAGUUUUGCCUUCAGACUCUAGUCAUUUUUUGCACAAAUUUGUUUUAAAGAGGUUGUCAGUAUUUAGCUAACCAUAAAAUCUCUGAAGAUUUGAUACCAUUGCUAAUAAACCUGUGAUCUUUACAAGAGAAACUAAUUUGUAUGGAAGUUUUAGACUGAAUUUUGUACUAAAAUAAUGUGGUUUAAUAAGUAGUCAACUAAAAGUUGACAUAAGAAACAGGAUAAAUCCUGUACCUGCCUCUUAAAACUGUAUUGCCUUUUCAAAACUGUUUAUAGCAGGUCUAACCCAUGUGACAGUUGAUGUUAAUUCAUGUGAGAGCCAUUUUCAGUGUUGUGGUCAAUUGCAGCAUGUUUUCUGAAAAAUGUAGUUAGCUUCUCAACUUGUUUAUACACCAGUUCG
Messenger RNA from Schistocerca americana (American grasshopper), 1622 nucleotides. Its product is annotated as ataxin-3-like. Gene Ontology annotation, molecular function: cysteine-type deubiquitinase activity. The record is from RefSeq and is a predicted model, not a curated record. Gene Ontology annotation, biological process: protein deubiquitination. Gene Ontology annotation, cellular component: nucleus. The transcript is spliced from 7 exons. The coding region runs from base 48 to 1217 and encodes 389 amino acids. NCBI's taxonomy places the organism in Eukaryota, Metazoa, Arthropoda, Insecta, Orthoptera, Acrididae.